AUGUCUGGACACCCCUCCGUCGCAGGGUCUGACACGGAGUCAACAAGAGCAGGACUGGACUCGAGCACCGCCGCUGUUCACAACGAUGACAUGCUCCCGCCACCAUAUCCCAGUGACCCCUUUGGCCUGGAUGUUGACUUGCCCGAUCUUAGCAGCCCUGACGCUGUCCCUACUUACACUCCAAUUGACACUACUUCACUCCUUGCUCGCCUCAACCGGAAUCCCGAGCUCAAGUCUAAGCUUGGUCUGCCGCUGAACAGCUACCCGCGGCCUCCAUGGAAUUUGGACGAUGACGGCCCUCACACCCUUGACAGGAGUCUCAGCGAGGAGGAAAAACGCAAGGUCUAUACCAUACAGUGCGAAAUCAUUGCCUCCUUAUUCGAAAACAUCGCCAAGAAAAGUGUUGACGGAGUAAGGCUCAUGAUCACGGAGGGGCUGGUCUCACCGGAUGUGCAGAACGCAGAGCAGGGCAGGACACCGCUCAUCGCUGCCGUCGAGACGGGCAGCACAGAGAUGGUGCAGAUGCUGCUCGACCAGGGUGCACAGGUGAACGCAUUCGGCUGCGUGGACAGGCAGCAAAAGACAGGCAGACCGGUGAUGAGGACGGCGUUGAUGGUUGCCGCGGCGCGGGGGAGCCUGACGCUGGUCAAGCUGCUUAUGGACAAGUACAAGGCAGACGACAGCAUCAUAGCCCCAGACGGACAGCUGGCGCUGCGGCUGGCGGCAGAGGGCAAGCACCGAGACGUGGUUAAGUUUCUGCCAACACGACGCGGCGGCGAGUGGCUGCGAUGGAAGUCGCACCACGAGGUGGCACUGCGCCGGAUCAAGCGAGCAGCGGACAGGCUGGUUCGCGUGGUAAUGUUCUUUGUCUACGAAGUGCCUGUGUUCUUUCUGUGGGAGCUGCCCAAGGCCUGCCUGCUCAGGCCAUUCGCGCGGAUGGGCCACAAGUUGUGGACCAGGCGCCGCGACGUGGUCCGCUGGUGCAAACUGCAGGUCGUUCUCUUCCCACAGAGGGUUGCGCGUGCCGGGAAGGCCAUCUGGCGCGCUGCCAGAAAGGCGCCGGGUGCGGUGUGGCGCGUGGUGAAAGAGUUGCCAGGUGUGGUCAAGAGUCUUGUUAAGUGGCUGUGGCGCUUUGUGUGCCGUAUCCCUCGGAUCAUGAAGAUGGCGGCUCUCUGGAUCUGGAUGAUCCUUGCCAGCAUCGGCCAUGCCGUCGCCCACAUCUUCCAGCACAUCAUCGCCGCCCUCCACACCAUAGUUGCUGCCGUGCUCGACUUCUUCCGGAAUAUCACGCUCAGGAACGUGUGGGCGGGCGUCUGUGACGUCUUCGACGCCAUCUUCCGCCGCCUGCCCCGUGCCGUGUGGUACGGCAUCAAGUCGGCCGGCGAAUGCGCCAGUUGGGUCAUCGUCUCGCUAUUCGGAUGCUUCGGCAAGGCCAUCCUCCUCAUCAUCGGUGCUCUGUGGUACUGCGCCAAGUAUGUGCCUCACCAGCUGUGGGAGAUCAUCCAAGGCUUCUGGUCGUCGCUAGCCAAAGGCUACCACGAGCUCAUGACCUGGUUCAAUCCCAAGUAUAGUCCCUAA
This is a messenger RNA of Thermochaetoides thermophila DSM 1495, 1578 nucleotides long. RefSeq lists its product as uncharacterized. The record is from RefSeq and is a predicted model, not a curated record. Gene Ontology annotation, molecular function: protein binding. The transcript has a single exon. The coding region runs from base 1 to 1578 and encodes 525 amino acids. NCBI's taxonomy places the organism in Eukaryota, Fungi, Ascomycota, Sordariomycetes, Sordariales, Chaetomiaceae.